Molecule: messenger RNA, 810 nt
Organism: Plasmodium malariae
Lineage: Eukaryota; Apicomplexa; Aconoidasida; Haemosporida; Plasmodiidae
Product: proteasome subunit alpha type-1, putative
Exons: 3
Coding region: 1-810 (269 amino acids)
Biological process (GO): ubiquitin-dependent protein catabolic process
Cellular component (GO): proteasome core complex; proteasome core complex, alpha-subunit complex
Source: RefSeq, a predicted model, not a curated record
AUGUACCGAAACUUAUAUGACACAGACAAUAUUAUUUAUUCUCCUGAAGGGAGGCUAUAUCAAAUAGAAUAUGCAAAUGAAGCAAUAAAACAGGGAACUUGUGCUGUGGCAGUGAAGUCCAAGGAUUUUGUGGUAGUGUGUGGCUUAAAAAAAUCUAUUAGCAAAUUAUCAUUUCAUCAGGAAAAAUUAUUCAAAAUCGAUGAUCAUAUAGGUGCCACAAUGAGUGGUAUAACAUCCGAUGCUAAGGUAUUAACAAAAUUUAUGAGAAAUGAAUGUUUGACGCAUAAGUUUUUGUUUGAUGAAAAUAUAAAUAUAGAAAAAUUAGUUAGAAAAGUAGCAGAUAAAUAUCAAAAAAACACUCAAAAAAGUAGUAGAAGGGCUUUUGGCGUAGGUUUAAUAAUAGCGGGGUAUUUUAAGGAACCUUAUAUUUUUGAAACUAAACCAAAUGGUUCAUAUUUUGAAUAUAUUGCCUUAUCAUUCGGUGCAAGAUCUCACGCAUCAAAAACUUAUUUAGAAAAAAAUGCUCAUCUAUUUGAAGAAUCAUCGUUAGAGGAUUUAACUAUACAUUGUUUAAAAGCAUUGAGAUGCUCCCUCUCAAAUGAAAAUGAAUUAACUGUUGAUAAUACAUCGCUAGCUGUUGUUGGUAAAGAUAAACCCUGGGAAGAAAUAUCUUCCUUAGAAUUAGUUGAAUAUUUAGCUAAGGUAAAUAUAGAACAGAGAAAUGAACCAAAUCAGGAAGAAGGAAUAAAUGAAAAACAUCAAACAAAUACUCAACAUGAAGAAAAUGAACCAAGUGUGCAAAACGAAUAA